This is a messenger RNA of Corticium candelabrum, 706 nucleotides long. RefSeq names its product ciliary microtubule inner protein 1-like. The record is from RefSeq and is a predicted model, not a curated record. The transcript is spliced from 4 exons. NCBI's taxonomy places the organism in Eukaryota, Metazoa, Porifera, Homoscleromorpha, Homosclerophorida, Plakinidae. Bases 1 to 534 code for a protein of 177 amino acids.
AUGUUUCCAUACGACGUUCUGAUAGUUGCUUUGGAAGAAUACCAUAUUAAUCAUUGUUUUUUCAGACAGCGUGCUCACGUGCAGUACCCAACGCUGAUUGGCCUCACCGUUCCUAUCACAAUGUCGGGCAGUCGGAAAGCGGCUACGUGUAAUUUAGUACACUCUGACGAAAUUUGGAAAGACCACGUUCAUCGAGAGGCAAGCUGUAGUCGAGAAUGGCCUAAAAAGUGGGGAUUUCUGUCCGAUGAAUACAGCAAGCUAAGCUCUCAAUUGGCAUCGUUUCAAGAGGCAGCUGGCCGCCUCUCAAAGUGUUCAAUCAGUCGUAAUGCAACGACAGAAGCAGUUCGUCUUCCUCAAAUUUCAACGAGUAGGCGGUUGACGGGUGUGUCGCAGCGUUGUAACACUUUUCCAUUGACAACGCAGAGAGAGAUCGGAUGGAAGAACGCUACCAGACUUGAAAUGUACGGUCACCAUGCCAGGGGAAAACUGAGUAUUGAGAAACACUUGAAAUGGCCGGUAGACGGAUUGGCCUAAUUCUAAUUAAUUAAUUAAUUAAUUAUAAGUAGCUAAAACUAAAGCUACUUUAGUCUACCUAAUGUAGACAAUAAUCAGGUACACUGACUUGUGCUAUAAUUUAAUUGAUUAGUUAUGAUUCUAUGUUUCAAGGUUUUUUUCUUGCAAUUUAGAUACAAAUUUUUGAAAGGUG